AUGUGUGCGGCGAGGCGGAUGCUGCUGCUGCUGCUGGCUUUCCUGGCCUACGCGCUGGAUUCGGCUGCGGCGUACGGCACGGCGGAGACCCUCUGCGGCGGGGAACUGGUGGACACGCUGCAGUUCGUCUGUGGGGACAGGGGCUUCUACUUCAGUAGACCGGUGGGACGAAAUAACCGGCGGAUCAACCGGGGGAUCGUGGAGGAGUGCUGCUUUCGGAGCUGUGACCUUGCUCUGCUGGAAACCUACUGCGCCAAGUCCGUCAAGUCUGAGCGCGACCUCUCCGCCACCUCCCUGGCGGGCCUGCCGGCACUCAGCAAGGAGAGCUUCCAGAAGCCCUCGCAUGCCAAGUACUCCAAGUACGACGUGUGGCAGAAGAAGAGCUCCCAGCGGCUGCAGCGGGAGGUGCCCGGCAUCCUGCGGGCUCGCCAGUACCGGUGGCAGGCGGAGGGGCUGCAAGCGGCCGAGGAAGCCAAGGCGCUGCACCGUCCCCUCAUCUCCCUGCCCAGCCAGAGGCCCCCAGCGGCCCGAGCCUCCCCCGAAACGGCUGGCCCCCAGAAAUGAACCCUGAGCAGCCGUCUCGAUUUUUGAUCUCCCGGGGGAGGGCGGGAGGACUGGCGAGCCCCGGCCCCCGAGCCCCUCCGUCCCCGGGGCCGCCGAGCCGAGGAGCGGGGCGGCGGGGGACCCUCACGCCGCUCCGGCCCCAACCAAACAACUGACACAGCAAGGAGGGGAUGG
Haliaeetus leucocephalus (bald eagle) is the source of this 738-nucleotide messenger RNA. It is a transcript of the gene IGF2, whose product is annotated as insulin-like growth factor 2. The transcript has 3 exons. The record is from RefSeq and is a predicted model, not a curated record. Lineage: Eukaryota; Metazoa; Chordata; Aves; Accipitriformes; Accipitridae. Bases 1 to 564 code for a protein of 187 amino acids. Gene Ontology annotation, molecular function: hormone activity; growth factor activity. Gene Ontology annotation, cellular component: extracellular region.